This is a messenger RNA of Raphanus sativus (radish), 1105 nucleotides long. Its product is annotated as dihydrodipicolinate reductase-like protein CRR1, chloroplastic. The coding region runs from base 22 to 924 and encodes 300 amino acids. Gene Ontology annotation, cellular component: chloroplast stroma. The record is from RefSeq and is a predicted model, not a curated record. Lineage: Eukaryota; Viridiplantae; Streptophyta; Magnoliopsida; Brassicales; Brassicaceae. Gene Ontology annotation, molecular function: 4-hydroxy-tetrahydrodipicolinate reductase activity. The transcript is spliced from 10 exons.
GUUAUCAGAGAGGUUAGAGCAAUGGCAGCGGUGAACUGCCUCUUCUUCAAGCUAUCACAUUCACGACAUCUCAAACCCUCAAGGCCUUCUUUUUCUUGCUCCGCCUCACAACCUUCCCAAAACAACAUAAAGGUAAUCAUAAACGGAGCUGCAAAAGAGAUAGGAAGAGCCGCUGUGGUUGCUGUGACUAAAGCCAGGGGAAUGGAGUUAGCUGGUGCCGUCGACAACCAUUUUCUUGGCGAAGAUAUUGGCUUGCUAUGUGACAUGGAGGAGCCUCUAGAGAUACCAGUAGUGAGUGAUCUAACAAUGGUCUUAGGCUCCAUAUCUCAGGGAAAAGAAGUAGGAGUUGUGAUCGACUUUACAGACCCAUCAACAGUGUAUGAGAAUGUAAAACAGGCAACUGCGUUUGGGAUGAAGAGUGUGGUGUAUGUACCUAGGAUCAAGCCAGAGACAGUAUCAGCGUUGUCUGCAUUAUGUGACAAGGCCACCAUGGGAUGCCUUGUAGCACCAACUCUGUCCAUAGGAUCUAUACUUCUCCAGCAGGCUGUGAUCAUGGCUUCCUUCCACUACAACAAUGUAGAAAUCGUGGAGUCAAGGCCGAAUGCAUUGGAUCUUCCUUCUCCAGAAGCUACACAAAUUGCAAACAACAUAUCAAAUCUUGGUCAGAUCUACAACAGAGAAGAUAGUUCAACUGAUGUUCAGGCAAGAGGUCAAGUAAUAGGAGAAGACGGGGUUCGUGUUCACAGUAUGGUUCUACCUGGACUACCGUCUAGUACACAAGUCUACUUCUCAAGUCCAGGAGAUGUUUACACAGUUAAACACGACAUACUUGAUGUAAGGUCCCUAAUGCCUGGACUACUUCUCGCUAUCAGAAAGGUGGUACGCCUCAAGAAUUUGGUUUAUGGCCUCGAGAAAUUCCUGUAGGAACUGAAGUGUUCCGCCAGUCAUCAAUCAAGAUACGAGUCAAAUGUUACAAUUAUCAAUCAAGAUUCUUGUAGCUCAUGUCAUCCUGCAAGUCAUAAGAAGGAAAACACAUUAAAAAAUAAAUUAUAGAAAUAGGUUUGAUAUUUCCUUUCAUGAUAAUACAUACGGAUAUUCAUUUUUA